This is a messenger RNA of Bactrocera tryoni, 706 nucleotides long. RefSeq lists its product as uncharacterized. The record is from RefSeq and is a predicted model, not a curated record. The transcript has 4 exons. The coding region runs from base 137 to 706 and encodes 189 amino acids. NCBI's taxonomy places the organism in Eukaryota, Metazoa, Arthropoda, Insecta, Diptera, Tephritidae. Gene Ontology annotation, cellular component: nucleus.
UUGGAAAUUGCGUUUUGCGCAUUUAUUUUUACCCCUUCGCAAUGGCAGCACUCUGUAUUGCGUAAACGACUGUCAAAUCUGUGCGUUUAACGUAUUUUUGAUUCGAUAUCAAACUGGCAAGCGCAACGGACAAAAAAUGGAACAUUUUAAAAAUAAACAAACAAACCCAACACAGUUCGAAAUUUUAAUCAAUUACAUGAAAACACAUUCGGAACUUUCCAAAGGACAACUGAAAACUGUGGACGCGAAAAAUGCUGCAAAUAAUUUAUUUAAAGAGUUGGUAUGUGACCUUAAUGCUGCGGGGCCACCAUCGCGCGAUGUUUUAAAAUGGAAAAAGGUUUGGUCGGAUUAUAAAACUCAGUUGAAAGCAAAAAUGCGUCGGAAUAAAAUCAGUAUUUCUGGAACUGGUGGUGGUCCUCCAAGUCAUUGCUCCUUAACACCGUUGGAGGAGCAGGUUAGUGAGCUUCUGGCAAUCGAAAUAUCCGUCAGUGGAAUAAGCGGCACCUCACCAAGUGGGUCAGACAUUACAACCGACGAAUUCCGACAGAAUGAACCAACGCCAGUGGAUGAAAUGCCACAUUGUUCACGUCAGAGAGUCGCUCCGCAAAAGAAAGAUAGCCUUUUAAAUAAGCAGGUGGAUAACCAAAUCGCUUACCACAAAGAACUAAAAAAGCAAAUGCUAGAAAUUGAACGGCCCGCCGAAUAA